AUGGAUCACUAUGAAGAUGAUUUUGGACCUAGAGCAAGUAAAUUAAUGGAGAACCUAUCCUUAUAUGACGCUUAUCAAGAUGGAAUAUACAAUACAAGGAGGGAUAUGGCCAUCAACCCCGAUUUGGAUUUUUCGUCCGCUGUGUUACCAGAACAGAAAAGUAAGCGAAUGAAUGGCAACAUCAUGCCCCACCAGCAGCACCACACUGUAGAAAAUUUUAUGCCGGGAAAUAAAGUGUACAGUGCGGCACCGGUGCGCUCCGUGAAUGGUAACCGAUCAGUGCCUUUGGAUUUUUGCACCCCGCAAAGAGAUGCAGUGUAUAACGAAGACGGCUUUGGUACCAAAUCAGAAGUUGCCUUGCCAUGCUACACUGGUGCUUCGGAACGGCACCGGAGAUACUCUUUAGAGGUCCAAGGGCAUAGGUACAGCACUGGUUGUGCGUACGAUGGAUUGAUGUUAAGCAAGCAGAUACCCUCACCGGGCAAUAGGAGCAACAGUGUUUGCGUUGGUACCAACCCAGACGGCAGGUACCUCGCAACUAGUCCUCGGUCGAGUUUAGCCUCACCUCUUUCCUCUCAAGAGCAAAGCAAACAUACGAGCCCGAGAUCGAGCGUCAGUAGCCCUCGAACAAGUUUAGUUGUACCAGGGCAAGAUAAAUACAGCAGCCCCAGGUCUAGUCUGGUGCACUGUGAGGGCAACAGUGUUCUUAGCCCACGGUCCAGCUAUGCAAGCACCGCGAGCGACACGAGUAAACAUUCCAGCCCCAGGGCUAGUCUGAACAGUUAUGACUGCGGUAGCAAACCCAGCAGUAACCGUACCAGCGGCAUUAGUAUGGGAUACGAUCAAAGGCAUGUCAGCCCGAGAUCGAGCACCGCUAGCCAGUAUUCAAGCACUACAAGUCCUCGAUCUAGUUAUUCCGAUUCGCGUUAUAUGCCUAUGGGUAACCAUGAUCUCGACGGAGCAGUGGUACACGUCAUACCAAUGGCCAGUCCCCGAUCUAGCAUCUGCAGCCAAGAGGGGAGCUCAAGACCCGGCGUCGCGGCGAACUGCGUGGCGAGUCCCCGCUCAAGUAUCUCUAGUCACAGUUCCAGAAGUUCCCGCAGCUCGCGGGGCUCUAUGAGUACGUACCCGGAGCUUCAGUUACCCUCACCCAGGUCAUCAAUGCUCGGACCGGGUUUACAAGAGGAUACGCUUAUUCAAGAUUUUGGAGAACCGAACGGUCUCCACAACCGAGUUCAUCUUCAGGCAUUCCCCUCCUUACAGGAACCACAGCAGCAGGGGCAGCAGCUCCAACAGCCAUCUCAACCAGGAAUCAGCACAGACGUUAACCCUGGCCUAUUAGCAACUUUUAAUUACAGUGCACCCGCGAAAACGGUAGCUCCAGGGCAGAGAUUUAAGUUGCCGUACCAAGUUACCCCAUCUCGUGAGAGUGGCCCCAGUCAAGCCGAGAGACGCCUGGAGGCCCUAACUCUGGAGCUCGAGAAGGAAUUGGAAAUGCACAUGAAGAAAGAAUAUUUUGGUAUCUGUAUCAAAUGUGGGAAGGGAGUGUAUGGAGCCAGUCAGGCUUGCCAGGCCAUGGGGAAUCUCUACCACACCAACUGCUUCAUCUGCUGCUCUUGUGGAAGAAGACUGCGAGGAAAAGCAUUCUACAAUGUCAACGGCAAGGUUUACUGCGAGGAGGAUUUUUUGUACUCCGGGUUCCAGCAGACAGCAGAGAAGUGCUUUGUGUGUGGGCAUCUUAUUAUGGAAAUGAUCCUUCAGGCUCUGGGAAAGUCCUACCACCCGGGCUGUUUUCGCUGUGUGGUCUGUAAGGAGGGUCUCGACGGGGUUCCCUUUACCGUGGAUGUGGAGAACAACAUUUACUGUGUGAAAGACUACCACACGGUCUUUGCUCCAAAAUGUGCAUCCUGUAACCAGCCGAUUCUCCCAGCGCAGGGCUCGGAAGAGACCAUCCGAGUGGUGUCCAUGGAUAAAGACUACCACGUGGAAUGUUAUCACUGUGAGGACUGCGGACUGCAGUUGAACGAUGAAGAGGGACAUCGCUGUUACCCACUGGACGGGCACCUUCUCUGUCACGGCUGCCACCUCUGCAGGCUGAAGGCCCAGGUGCCCAAUCACGCGCCCCCCAGUUACCCCCUGCACGUCACCGAGCUGUAAGAGGCGGGAGCGUGGGCGGGGCGAAGAUCCGUUUGCCCCGAAGACCUGAGACGGGAGGACGACAAGAAAAGAAAAAAAUGAAUGAGAGGCGGAAAGCAACAGAAAGCACUAAGGAGAAACGCCAGCCCCGUUUGAGUCGAGACACAUCAACCGAAUAUCCC
This is a messenger RNA of Chanos chanos (milkfish), 2318 nucleotides long. It is a transcript of the gene wtip, whose product is annotated as WT1 interacting protein. The record is from RefSeq and is a predicted model, not a curated record. Bases 1 to 2157 code for a protein of 718 amino acids. Gene Ontology annotation, molecular function: transcription corepressor activity. The transcript has 7 exons. Gene Ontology annotation, biological process: response to hypoxia; regulation of DNA-templated transcription; negative regulation of hippo signaling. Gene Ontology annotation, cellular component: nucleus; transcription regulator complex; P-body. Lineage: Eukaryota; Metazoa; Chordata; Actinopteri; Gonorynchiformes; Chanidae.